Messenger RNA from Branchiostoma floridae (Florida lancelet), 4422 nucleotides. Its product is annotated as MAGUK p55 subfamily member 6-like. Gene Ontology annotation, cellular component: cell-cell junction; plasma membrane. The transcript is spliced from 14 exons. Gene Ontology annotation, molecular function: protein binding. The coding region runs from base 16 to 1770 and encodes 584 amino acids. The record is from RefSeq and is a predicted model, not a curated record. NCBI's taxonomy places the organism in Eukaryota, Metazoa, Chordata, Leptocardii, Amphioxiformes, Branchiostomatidae.
UUUCUAGCCUUGUUUAUGGACUACGUCACAAACGUUCAUAAAGAAUAUGAUGCCGCAGUUCAGGCCGUGCUCGACAACAUGGAGGAUCUUGGGAGUGCCGGAGCGAAGGACACGGACCUGAUCUUCCUGAAGGGUCUGAUGGACAGUCCUGUCAUGAAGUCACUCGUUAGGGACUUGAACAACACGCCCCCACCUGAAGAUCCUUCGGCUCACGACCGUCUAGAGGAACAGAAGCUCGAGCCUGUUCGCGAGGAGAACCUGAAGCUCGUUGACGACAUCGUGACGGACUUGAACCCUGUCAUCGCCGGGAGCAACGACGCUGCGGAACUCUCUGGCCUGCUCAACGAGCCACACUUCAAGGCUCUGCUGGAGGCUCACGACGCGGUCGCAGCCAAGUCGUACGAGACCCCUCCACCGUCCCCGGUCCAGCUCUCGUCCCCGCCGCCUCCUGCGUACAACGGCAUGGCGCCCGGCGACGCCAUCCGCAUGGUCGGCAUCCGCAAGUCCGAGGGGGAGCCUCUAGGGGUCACGCUCAAGGUCGAGAACGGAGAACUGGUCAUCGCUAGGAUCAUGCACGGCGGCAUGAUUGACAGGCAAGGUCUACUCCACGUUGGUGACAUCAUCAAGGAGAUUAACGGCAAAGACGUCUCUAACAGCCCCGAGGCGCUGCAGGAUUACUUAAAGAACGCCACCGGCAGCAUCACGCUGAAGAUCCUCCCCAGCUACCAGGAGAACCUGCCCGCCACUCAGGUGUAUGUGAAGACCCACUUUGACUACGACCCAGCCAAGGACAACCUGAUCCCCUGUAAGGAGGCCGGACUCGCCUUCCAGAAGGGAGACGUUCUCCAGAUCGUCAACCAAGACGACACCAACUGGUGGCAGGCGGCAAACGCGGAGAAUAACGGCCCGGCGGGCCUGAUUCCUAGCCAGGUGCUCGAGGAAAGGAGGAAGGCCUUCGUGAAGCCGGAAUAUGACUACGUCGAGCGCCCUAGUGGUAUUCUUGGGUGUGGUCCUCUGGCCAAGCAGAAGAAGAAGAAGAUGAUGUACCUGUCUGACAAGAACGCAGAGUUUGACCGACAUGAGCUGCCCAUCUACGAGGAGGUCGCCAAGAUGCCUCCGUUCCAGCGCAAGACACUGAUUCUGAUCGGAGCCCAGGGCGUCGGCCGGCGCAGCCUCAAGAACCGCCUCAUUCUCAGCGACCACGAGCGCUUCGGAACCACCAUGCCCCAUGCUUCUCGGCCCCUCCCAGGAACCAGCGAAGACACAUCCCGCGCCCCCCGUGAAGGCGAGGAGGACGGCAAAGGUUACUACUUUGCGGACAAGACUGCGAUGCAGCAAGACAUCCGCGACCACAAGUACCUGGAGUCCGGCGAGUACGAGGGAAACCUGUACGGCACGAAACUCGACUCUGUACGCAACGUCAUGCGCUCAGGCAAGAUGUGCAUCCUGGACGUCAACCCGCAGGCGCUGAAAGUCUUGAAGACACCAGAGUUCAUGCCGUUCGUCGUCUUCAUCGCGGCGCCGACCGUGGAGACGCUUAAGGAGAUGCACGAGCAGGCGCGGGCCGAGGGGGCGACCACCAAAACUCUCACGGACAAUGACCUGAAGAGGACGGUGGAGGAGAGCGCCCGGUUGGAGCGCGCGUACGGUCACUUCUUCGACCUGCAGAUCACCAACGACAACCUCGACGUCUGCUACGAGAAGCUGCAGUCCGCCGUGGACGGCCUCAGCACCGAGCCGCAGUGGGUCCCCGUCACCUGGGUCUACUGACGUCACCAUGGCAACCUCGUCUCCGUGGUUACACCUCCGUUGUCAGGGGGGCUGUUUUAGGAAAGCGUACAUGUCCGUACUUAGCUGGAUUUUUCUACCAAUGGCAUUGUAGCUCAAGUUGUGCACUCGGCAAUCAGAAAUGUGUCUCCAUAGCAACUGUCUCUGUAGCAACCGUUCGUUUCCAUAGCAACUGUAAGCUUGUUUCUGUAGCAACUGUAAGUUUGAUCUGGCACAGUUUAGGGCUCUCUGAAGGAAAUGUGUGUGAGAGAGUUCUUACAUAUGGCACUGACGGCGACAGAAUUCGUCUUGUGUCUAAGUCUUAGACUCUGCAAAAUUCAGGAUUAAUAUUCACAUGUUGGCAAAAUCGUGAUGGUUUCUUAGCAUUAAGAUACCCCAAAAAUACUUAAGAACUUGUUUGCAGACGUAAUUCACAGCAAAACGUAAGGAAGGCCCCCUUGUGGCAACAUGCAGUACUGCAUGACAAAUGAUAACAUACCAAAAACAAUGUGUAAGUAAUAAGUAGUUGGAAGGCAGGGAUGUUAGACUUAAAGGCAUUAAUCUUAGCAGACCACACAACAAGUAGGAAAGGGCAUAACAUUUGUAGGAUCACUGUUCUUGGAAGCACAACUAAAAAUGGAAAUUGGACGUCGUCCCUUUGAUUCUGGCCUUAAAGGCUGUCUGUAGUAUUGGAUUAAAAAAAUGAAAGUGUUCGGCCAGGUGUGCACACAGGUGUUUGCAGGUGAUCACGUCAGCAGCAAUCAUGAGCAGGUAAAUUCCCCAGGAAAAGUUGUCCGGAUGUUUGUCGAUGAUUUUUUGUUGUAGGAAUUCUUAGAGGAAUUUUUGUGGACCCAGUUUCGCUGCAUUAAGUAUAACACUUAAGGAAACCAAAAUGUACAAAUUUUCUACUUCGAGAGAAGGAAAAAACGAUACUGUAAGGAAAGUCGGGUCAGCCUUGGGGGCAGAAGUUGUCAAGUUUCAGUAGUAACAAUGUUGGAAAUAUGGUGACGCCCCUUCCCAUCAUACACCACUCCUGUAGCAUGAUGGGAAACAAAGAUGGCGGCCCAAACAUGGUGGUGCCCAUGGACAGGAGCAAAAGCAAUACAGGUUUUGCGGUUACAACUUGAUUAGGAAAAACUGUCGCAAAAAUCACUGUCUUGUGGCAAAAAUCAGCCACAACUCCAAUGGUGCUGUGACCUCUGACCCCAAGGCUGCCCAUAUAUGGUCGUCGUGUGCUGUCCUGUGGAUGAUGUUUUUACUGCCUGAAUUUCUGGUGUUGAAUCUGUUUGAUUUGUGAGGAUGAAUAAAUCAGCUUCGGCAGCUUUCCGUGUUUGUCGACUUUGUAAGAUGUCGGAUUUCUGUAGGAAUUAUUAGCGCUGUAGGGUGGGGUCCAAACUGUGUGGGGAGGGGGGGGGGGCAGACUGAUAAAAAUAAAAAAACGGCCAAAAGCAUGCUACGGACCCCCAUAAUUAUGCCAAAAAGCAAUUACUCAAGCAACUAGAUAUGAUUUUGGAACUGACAUUUCAACUGGCACCCUCCAGUUUUCGUCAGUGACACUAAAGUGAUCUGGAAGAAACGGGUCUUUUAUACCCUAACUAUGAAUGACGACAAUUUUGGAUGUCCAAUAUGAAACAUUGUAUUGUAAGACAAUUGUCAUCUGUGGGCCAGUAUAAGCUACAGUUGGUCAGCACAGUUUGGGCCUCAGUCAGCCACUUGUAUCUGUAUAGUUUGAUUGCUAUUAUUAAACUUCAUGUAGUUAGAGAGAAGACACUGCUGCUGCUUUGACCUUAUGUGACGUGAUUUUCAUGCUUUUCUUUCGUCGGGUUUAGUUUUUUCUGCUGGUAGGAAUUUUGCGAGAAACCAAAUAUGGUAGUGAUGACAUGUCGGUGUGAUUGUGACGGAAUUUUUUUAUCAAUGUUUUAUUUUGAAAUAAAGGAAGAAAAAAAAAGAAGCACUUCAAAGAAUUAUUGCACCACCAUAGAUGUAAGAAAUUUUUACAAACUGUGUACUCCAGUGUCUAGUAGCUAAGUGAAACCACCCGUAUAGAAAUGGUACAUUCCAUAUGCAAUGGGAAGUUGUGUACGCGUUGGAAUGCGCCAUUCUUGUAUGGGAGGUAAAAUCAGUACCCCAGUGUUGGACUUUGUAAAACCACCUAAUCAGAAGUGGAACAGUCCAAGUCGAAUAGAAAGUGAUUAUGAGUUGGACUGAUCCACUCCUGAGUGGGGGUGAUUACCCCAGUGUUGAAGUGAUUUAUGCAUGUAGAAGUAAUCAGUCUUUAUUGGGCCUGAGUGUUGAGUGGCUCUCGCAUCACCCUGCAUCAAUAAUGAAACUCCCCUUCAGAAAUACUAACCAGGGACAGAUCACCUAGCACGUGGGGGAUGAGUAAUCGUUUCUGGCACACAUAAUGUGUUACUUUUCGCCACAUGAAUGUUGAAUAAACUGUGUGAAUUCUAACAAUUUUUUUUGACCACUUAGAAUCUAUGUUUGACAUAAUAACUUUGUACUUGAAGAGAAUGUGGUUUGAACGUUCAAGGGGAAAAACAACCACAAAGAAAUAUUGGUUGAAAUGUGUUUUUUUAAGUCUGAUCUUUGAGGUGUAAAUGUGAAGACACAGAGGCACUGAGACGUCAAUAAAGACAUCCACAGCUUUGUCCA